UCCCAGGUCCUUGGGGCAGAAGUAAUUUGUUUAGCUUUACAUCCGUGUUUGUUGGUGGGACAUGCUCAGACUCAUUGUGUAUAUCCUAAUUUUAAGGAAGCAUUAUUUAAUUUUUUUCACUCUCUUCUUCAGGCUGAAUUGGUUGAACCUGCUCUCAAAGGGACACUCAAUGUUCUCGAAUCAUGUGCGAAAGCACCAUCUGUUAAAAGAGUUGUUUUGACAUCUUCCAUAGCUGCAGUUGCUUACAAUGGCGAGCCUUUAACACCUGAAGUUGUAGUUGAUGAAACAAGGUGGACUAAUCCGGAGUUCUGCAAAGAAAUGAAGCUAUGGUAUCCCCUAUCAAAGACAUUGGCCGAGGAUGCUGCCUGGAAAUUCGUGAAAGAGAAAGGUCUCGACCUGGUCACCAUAAACCCAGCUAUGGUUGUUGGUCCACUGUUACAGCCAACGCUUAACACAAGUGCUGCUGCAGUUUUGAGCUUGAUAAAGAAUGCAGAACCUUACCCAAAUGCUUCAUUUGGAUGGGUUAAUGUCAAAGAUGUUGCUACUGCUCAUAUUUUGGCAUUUGCGAAUCCUUCAGCUAAUGGAAGAUAUUUAAUGGUCGAGAGAGUUGCACAUUAUUCAGAAAUUGUGAAAAUACUGCGUGAACUUUACCCUACUCUUCCUCUUCCAGAAAAGUAAGUUUUUCAUGAAUCAAUGUCCAAUACUA
This is a messenger RNA of Olea europaea var. sylvestris, 706 nucleotides long. RefSeq names its product tetraketide alpha-pyrone reductase 2-like. The record is from RefSeq and is a predicted model, not a curated record. Lineage: Eukaryota; Viridiplantae; Streptophyta; Magnoliopsida; Lamiales; Oleaceae. The annotation marks the transcript as partial. The transcript is spliced from 4 exons. Gene Ontology annotation, molecular function: oxidoreductase activity, acting on the CH-OH group of donors, NAD or NADP as acceptor.